Molecule: messenger RNA, 1999 nt
Organism: Melanaphis sacchari
Lineage: Eukaryota; Metazoa; Arthropoda; Insecta; Hemiptera; Aphididae
Gene: Ir68b
Exons: 2
Cellular component (GO): membrane
Molecular function (GO): ligand-gated monoatomic ion channel activity
Source: RefSeq, a predicted model, not a curated record
ACAGCGAAGCGUAGCGCCGCUACGGCAAUAGCUGUGGUCGCAUUACUGCACGCAGCCGCUGGCGGCCUGAAGAUGCGACGCGGGCUGCGGGACCUGGCGCUCGACGCCCAGGCUCACCGGGCCCGAAUCGCCCGUCUGGCCACGGCCGUCAACAAGAUGAUCGACGAGUACCUGGGCACUAGGUCGGUAGUGAUGUUCGCUGACGAGGUGAACCGCAGCGAGUUGGGCCAGCGGCUGCUGGUCGACAUGGGCCACCCAAGGCUGCUGGUGCACUCGUCGGCGGCCACUGACGCGCGGCUGGCCAACGGGCUCGUCGUGUACCUGCAACGCGGCCAAGCGGUGGACCGGGACGGCCGGUCGACCGUCUACGACGCGGUGCUGAGCCGGCUGCCGUCCAGCGACCACUCGCGGCACAUGGUGCUGUGGGACGAGAUGCAGCGGCCGGGCGACCGCGUCGACCUGCACCGCAUACAGAUGCUGUUCGAGGCGUUCUGGCACUAUCAACUCGUCGACGUGGCCGUCCUGGUGCCAGUGUCCACCGGCAGCGUGCGCGUGUACGCGUUCAACCCGUACACCGGGUCCCGGUGUAACGGAGCCGGUCCGCCGAUCAUGGUCAACGUCUGGAGCAGCUCGACGAACGCUUUCGUCAAGCCCGACAGAGUAUUCGGCAUGGACAACAAGCUGAAAGACUUGCACAAAUGUCCGUUGAAAUGCUUGGGCAUACACAGGCCACCCGUAUCAACGAUAGUGCAAACAGAGAAAGGCUUUCAACUGUCGGGGUCAGGUUUGCGCAUCAUCAAUUUCAUGCAGGAGUACAUGAACUUCACUGGUAUCGUGACUAUGGCCGUAGGCCAUUCAGAGGUACAUUUCGUCUCCGAAACAGCCUUAUCGGACAACGAUAGUUCACCAAUCGGUGUGAAGGUGAAACAUGGAAAGGUGGACUUGGCAUUCGGUCGGUUCACGAGAAUUUUCGACAGCGAAUCCGACGUGGAGUUUAUCAAGGAAGAUCAGAUGGACUGUUUCACGUGGGGCUUGCCCAGCGGCAUUGGUCACGACCCGACGUUGUGGAUCAACUACGUGGCGGAAUUUUCUCUAGUCAUCUGGAUAUUGAUCAUACUGAGCAUAAUAUUGGCGUUUGGCGUUGUCGUUGCACUUUCGCAGCUCAUGUCCACACUUCAACGGCCAGUGACGACGGUCCAGUGGAGUCCGUUAUUCAUUCUGUUUUACACGUAUGGUACGUUCAUCGGCGCUCCCAUCAAAGUCACGCCCAAAUCGUGCGCAUUGCAAGUGUUUCUGUCUAACUGGUUACUGUACAGCCUGGUAGUGACGAGCGCGUAUCAGGCGUAUUUGGGUAGUUUGAUAACCAUACCACAAAUGACGCCCGAAAUUAACGACCAGCACACGUUGCUGAAGACCGAUUUGAACUUAGUAGGCAGAAAAGACAUGUACUAUUUGAUCAACUCAUCAGCAGGCUCUAGCAACGAUUUCAAAGAGUUGGUUGACCGCUAUCAGAUAUUACCUCCUGAAGACUUCGGUCACUUCAUCCAAAGGAUAUUAUUAAAAAAAGACACAGCCGUCUUGGCAUCCAAACGCGAACUGAUAUUUUAUGCGCAAAGGUAUAAGACUAUUUUUAACGACUCGAGACACCUACACGUUUUGCCCACAUGUACGAUUGAAUCAUACUCGUCGACAUUUAUGCUUCGAAAGGGAUCGCCGUUUCGGCAUAGAAUUAGUACCAUUAUGUCACGACUCUCAGAAACAGGUAUUAUGCAGCAAUGGGAUAGGGAAACCCUCAAAGAAGAACUGGUACAUAAUAUUGCGUUUACCGAGGAUACGACUCUUUCUAUGUCACAAUCUUUCGGAGCAUUUGUGGUUUUAUUUUUUGGUUUGUUUUUGGGCUUCUGUGUGUUUAUUGGCGAAAUCGUUGUGUACAUUAUGAAUACAUUUUGUAUAAGGCAUAAAAAACAAAUCAUGUUCAUAAAUUGACUACAAAACAAAA